Molecule: messenger RNA, 5264 nt
Organism: Xiphophorus maculatus (southern platyfish)
Lineage: Eukaryota; Metazoa; Chordata; Actinopteri; Cyprinodontiformes; Poeciliidae
Exons: 2
Coding region: 448-1185 (245 amino acids)
Source: RefSeq, a predicted model, not a curated record
CGACUGACUGCUGAUGGGUGAGGAUAAAUAGUCCCACGGUGGGCUCACCGUGGGACUGGCCUGGACCAGCCUCAGAUUCCCACGACCCCUCCUCUCCACACACACAGAGGAGCAAGCAGGCUGCAGAGGCGCACAGGCGGACAGCGCGCAGACAGAGAGGCAGAGCAGCGCUGCACCACUUUUUUCCUCUUAUUUACUAUAAAAGCUACAUUUCAGGCUCCGCUGUUGCGCAUUGCACUGACUCACACUGUGCAGAGAGGAGGGUUAAAAAAAAACCCCACCUAAAACAAAAACGUCCAGAUCUCAGGAGGAAAUGAGAGAAAGAGUGGAUUAGCCGAGGAUCAAGAGUGGAGGAGUGGGAGGAAUAACGAAACUCGGGAUUAUGUAUUCUGAUAAUGCCGAGGAGCCGGUUUCUGCUUCAGAUUCACAUCCAAAACAAGUCUGAGGAUGACGGCUGCCAGUCCGCCCUGCAGCCCUGCCUCCUCCCACUCCUCACCCGUCUGCCUCCCGGCCUGCCACAAACACCUGAAGAAAGGAGCAGCACUCCAGACCAAGCUGCGUCUGGGCUCCCCCCCGGGCGUGUGGCUCAUGCUGGGCGCAAUGGUGGUGCUGGUGGGGAUGAGCGUGGCGGUGGCGGGCUACGUCUCCGCCGCACCGAGGCCGGCCGUGGGCGGCCGUGGGAGCACCCACGUUGAGAGGAUGAAGCUGGCCGGGCCGGUGGUCAUGGGAGUGGGGCUCUUCAUCUUCAUCUGCGCCGCCACGUUGCUGUACGAGAACCGGGACCGAGAGAGUCUUGUUCGAGACCCUCUGAACGACCUGGAGGACCUGAAGGGGAGCAGCUGCUGGGAGGAUACUCAGGAGCAGUGGGAGCACUCGGAUGAGGAGCAGUCAGCGUGGACCAGCCCGGUCCACAUUCUGCCUCCCGCCAGCAGUGACUCUCCUCCUCCUGAUGCAGGAGGUGCAGCUAAUGAGGAGGGAGACCAAGAGCAAUAUGAGGAGGAGGAAGAGGAGGAGAAGGGAAAGUUGAUACUGCUCACCCAAGUUCUGCACCACCAGGCGCCCAAUCCUCACCCAUCCUCACCCUGCCUGUCCGCUUCUUCUGACCCGGUUCACUCAGAUUCAAGCAACUUGAGUGAAAUCGACUUUAAUGACCGGACAGAGUCUUUAGAGCUGCCCCAGGACUGACGCUCCGCCUUGCACAACCACCGGACUAUGCACUGCUCAGUGAAGAAGAGCUUAAGAUUUGUUUGUAUGUUAUAGUGCCUCUGAGUGGCACACUGAGUCACUGUCUCUGAAGGGUGUUUUUGUCCUACAUUGCUCACUGACUCAUCCACAUUUGAAAAAUUUUAAGCUGCGCUGUUUGAUGUCAACUCGCCAUCUUGUCUCACAGCUCCGCCCAGCUACCCAUAAAACUCCACUUCUGGAGUGACCAAACAUGGACCUGCUGUAAAAGUUAUUUGGGUGCCAACGUGGGUGAUAAAUGCUUCCUCUCACACUCAUCCUCUCCCCAGAGGUGGACUUUUCCUUUCUUAAGAGGUUCACAAAAGAGGAUGAGCCAGAUUAGGUCCUGAAUGAGUCUUUAUCUUAUCUCACGUGCAGUAUAAUCUUCUCUUUAUCUCGGGGAAAGUUGUGUUUCGGUGUAAACAAGAGCAGCACUAAAGCCACACUCCUCUCACUCGACUCCUACAGCCAUGCUAUUAAUACCAGCUGGUGCUCGAUUGCAAGAUUCGGACUUCUUACUGUAAAUUUCAACAGUUUCUUUGGAUUCCCACAUUCAGCUGUUCACAUUCCUCCCCUUCCUUUAGUGCGGCGUCGAGAGAUCUGAGAGAAUCUGAGAGUGGACGAACAGAAACGAGUAACAGCAUUUAAAAACACAAAUUCUGGUGAGGCUGCGAUGAGUUAUUCUUGACGUAACUGAGAAAAAUCACUCCUGUCGGUUUGAGUAAGUGAUGCCUCACUCUCCCACCAUCGCGACCUCUCAUCUCCCAUCUCUUCAUCACCUCGUUUCCUACGCUUUAUUCAAAUUUUCAUUACUCUAUCUCAAUUCUUGGCUUGUGCACAACUGAGAAAAGAGCACAAAAAGUAAAUAAAGCACAAGAAAACAUUUGCAAGUACAAUUAAAGGGAUGUUUCAGAAUAAGAUUCUGUUGUAAGGAGUUAAUAUUAUCUCUUAUCCCAUCUUUAACUCUUUGAAUUAGUUGAGCUUCGACAGUGAAGAUACCAGAUAGUCUAAGAGGGAGAUCAAGACCAAAGUGGACUUCUGUCAUCUUAAAAAACCCCAACCUCAAAAACAUCAUAGCGGUAGAAAAAAAAAACAAUAUUUGAUUGAUUUUUAUAAAGGAUCACUUUCCUAUCAGAUUUUUCCUGACAAGCAAUCUUUGAGAUGUUAAUUUUCAACUUGUGCUUCACAUGGAAGAUUAUUGGUGGGACUCCGCCUCCAAGCUCCUUCGCAGGUGUAAAUAACUUGAGUAUUUUCUAUUGUCAAAUGCUCAAUGCCAACAUGAAAAAACCCAAACUCAAACAUCCUAGACGCUUAUGUAAUUAUAGUAACAACCUUUAAAAUGUUCUAAUUGCAUUGGACUGUUAUUUUAUUUUAUUUUCUUACAGAAGACACAGAAUAUUUACAGCUGAAAUAAAGCUUAGAGGUGGUGCACUACCAGUAAUCUCCCCUGCAAAACAAACUUAAAAUACAACUCAGAGCAACUAUCUGAAAGAAGAUGAAUGUACACUUAGCACACAAUAAGAGAAUUUGUGUUUGGUUAAUAAUUUCUUUAUUCUGACAAUGCUUCUAAGUAAUAAAUCUUAUGCUUUCGGAAAGCCUGUUUAUCUCCCUUUCAAUGGUGCUGCAUUUGUAGGCAAAAUGUAUUUGUAGAAUAUAGUAGGGGAAAUAAGUAUUUAACACACCGCUGACUUUUGAAGUUACUUACAAAGAAUGGAGAGGUUUGUAAUUUAAUAAAAAUAAUUAGCAUUUUACUGCAUGAAAUAAGUAUUUGACACAAUAGAAAAAUGUAACUUAAUAUGGUUUGCAGAAAUCUUUGUUCCUGUAGUUGUUGACCAGGUUACACACGCUGCAGUAGUUAUUUAUUUUCACCAGUCCUUCAUACAGAUCUGAAGGUUUUGGGGGCCACUCCAGGAAACUGAAAUGCUCCUAAGAAAGAUUCCUUAGUUCUCUUGGUGGUGUGUUUUGGGUCAUUGUCAUCGUGGAAGACCCGGCGAUGACCUGAGGUUGUUGUCCCAAGAUCUUGCGAUGGAAUCCAUCCAUCCAUCCAUCCAUCCAUCCAUCCAUCCAUCCAUCCAUCCAUCCAUCCAUCCAUCCAUCCAUCCAUCCAUCCAUCCUCAGUAAGUUCAAUAUCCAUCUAAUGACAUGAUUAUUUGACUCAGGCGUGUUGAAGCAGAGCCCUUAAGGAGUGGAUUUGACGAUCAAUAGUUUUGGUUCCUUGGACAGCUUUUUGGUCUUACCUGUGGUGUGGAGAGGUUGGAGUCUGAGUGUGUAGAUAGGUGUCUUUUUAUUCAGGUAAUAAGUUCAAACAGGUGCAAUUAAUACAAGUCGGACAAAACUACUUCUUAAAGACAAACUAACAAGUUCAUUCUUUCUGGUAGGAAGGGAGUCAAAUACUUAUUUAAUGUGACAAAAUGCUGCUAAUUAAUUUGUUUAAAAUCAUACAAUGUGAUUUUCUGGAUUUCUUUUACAUUCUGUUUCUCACAGUUGAGGUGAACCUACAAUGAUAAUUACAGAUUUCUCCAUACUUUGUAAGUAAAUCGACACUGAAUUAAAUAUUUUCCCCACUGUAUAUGGGGUUGUCCCAUAAAAAAUUUCCCAAACUCUCUAUGCAAAUGUGAAAGUGCUGUUUUUGGUUUCAUACCUGAAUUGGAUGUUUAACGCUUAUAGAAACUAAACGAAUUGUCAAUUUAACUACAAACUAAUCCCAACUAACUUUAAAAAAAUUAAUUUAACAAACAUGAACCUCAGUAGUGCCUGUCAGAAGUGUCUCAAAGUUUGAACAAAGAGUGGGGAAAAAAACAAUCAACAGGUAUGAGUUUUUAGAAAUGUAAAUUCUUUUGGUGAACGUUUACUUUGGUCUUGGUCACUUUUAGCUUCAGCAUCCAGAACCUACUAAUCAGGAUUUAUGCAAAGCGAGGACAUAGAGAGCUAUGUAUUGCAGGUAGGGUAUUAACUACUUAUUUAGACAGAAACCCAGUUUACAAAUCCUGACCUAUCCCUUUAAGCCAAAAUCAGCCCAUUAGCACAGAUGGGGAGGAAAGAGGGUUGGAUUUUAUUUUAAUUAUCACCAGCUUUUUUCUCUAGUCUCUAAUUAAACAGGAGAUCAGUUUGAACAUUUUUAUAGGUACCUAAGGACUGCUAAGUAUUUCCUUGCAGGUCGGGCUCAUGCUGAGAUCCCGCCAUGUAGAUGACGAGUGAGACUGGAGUUUACAGUAAUCUGCACCCAUCCAUAUCAGCCGCAGCUGUCUUGGCAGGAGCUCAAUGCUGUUUUAGGAUGCAGGAUGUAUAUUUCAGUUGCAGCGGGUGAAAAAUGGAUCUUGAUUUGAGCCGUCAACAUCUUCCACAAAAAGAAAUCUGCCCACUCUUCCCUCUCACACUUAAGGGGAGUCCUGCUCAGUGUGAGAUGAUCUAAUGCAUUUGAAUUCAGUGAGAACGAGGCUGUGCUGUGAGGCUGCAGUCACUGAUAAUUUAUUUAUAAAACUGAGUGUGACAGUAAACCGACCAGAGGGAAUAAUGUCAGCGCAUAUCUAAAUGCAUGCAGAAAUGACUGCCGCUACACAAAUGGAGAAAUCUUCUCAAACGUAGAUCUGUGUUUGUGUCUGUGCAGCAGCGUUACAUAAGUCAGCAGUGCAGGUUUUAUGCUGCAUUGACAGUACAACUGAAUCAAAUCCUUUACUCUCAGAGAGUAUUGUGCUCAUGUGAGUGCAUUGAUACAUAUCUGAGCAGACGGACAGGAAGCAGUAAGCUACUUAGCCCUGCGCUGACUCAGUAUGCAAGUAUUUCUCUGUUCCCUAUAAGAGAGAAGCUUCAAUCAACAUUUUUUACCUAGACUUAACCAGCUGGAAAAAAUUCUGUUUAUUACUUAAAUAGAGACACACCAGAUCCCAGACCAGCGAAAUCAGCUAAGAAGUCACGGAAAGUUAACGGCGCUAACGAGGAGAACUGUGUGUCACUGAGAAGGCAUUUACUUUCUGACUGAAACAAUAUGUCAGCGCUUUAAAGGUGUAACAUUGACAUUUAAUCCGUGUUUAAAACUGCCAAUA